Erpetoichthys calabaricus (reedfish) is the source of this 2608-nucleotide messenger RNA. Its product is annotated as membrane-spanning 4-domains subfamily A member 6D-like. Gene Ontology annotation, cellular component: membrane. Bases 5 to 610 code for a protein of 201 amino acids. The record is from RefSeq and is a predicted model, not a curated record. The transcript is spliced from 6 exons. Lineage: Eukaryota; Metazoa; Chordata; Cladistia; Polypteriformes; Polypteridae.
CAGGAUGGCUUCCACUGUCUCAGACCGAAGUGUUUCUUUGAGUGACCAAGUACAGGUCAAGUUCCAGAGAUUCAAGGAGGAGCAGACUGAUGCGUUCAAGAGAGGAAACACCAAACAUUUUGGGGUGUCAGUAAUAAUGUUGGGGGUGAUGGUAGCUUGCUUCGGGGUCCCCAUGUACUUUAUCCCGGGGAGCUACAUUGUCCAAUCUGGGAUGCCUUGGUGGACUUCAGCUUCUUUUAUUGUGACUGGAGUUCUUUUCAUUAUCAUGGAGAAAAAGGCCAACAAAAUUAGUUUCUGGUCCAAUGUGAUCUCCAGCGUGCUCAUCAUUCUGGUCGCCCUGACUGCUGCUGCCUUUGUGUUCAAGGAAACAUUAGACAACAAAGUAUUAAUGAUGUGCCUGGAAAUCAGUGACAACUGCACCCACUUCAACAUCCCCUUGGAAAUGAAUUUGCAUAUGAAGAGUGUGGUGUUAUUGAUACUCUUCACCGCUGUCAGUGUGUCCGCUGUGCUGCUCUAUAUAGUCAUCAGAGAGAGAGACGAGUACGGCUUGUACAGGAAUCUAGAAAUGAAUGAUUUAGUCACUGCACCACCUGUCACAGAACAUGAGUGACAUAACAAUCCAGGCUUUAUCCUGUGAGACUCUUUCAAGCAUUUUUGGGUUACUACAUCAUAACUUUCAGCCCAGUUGUAUUUUGGGCGCUGGACUCUUUGACCUCUUGCACUUUAGCGACCAGUUGACCAGAUGCUUUUGAUGGCCUGACAUCAUCAUGCUAACAGGAAGUGGUCACUGUCAUCUGGAUUUGUUGGCUGAAGAAACCUUCUGUGCUUAUUUGCAUUUACACAUUUUAUUAUCUAGAUACUUUGCAGUAUUACUAUGCCCAUGAUACUUUUCCUCUGUUAUUAACUUUACUUAGUUUUGUAUUCAUCAAUGAAUAUCAUAUAUGCAGAUCCCUAUGAGAAAACAAAACAGCAGGAAAAAUGCAAGACAACCCCAAAGCCAAAGAAACUUCAAAAAUCACUGAGCAUUUUUUAUUGGUCACUCACACUGACAACUGCAUGAGUGUUUUUUUUUAAUAUAUUCACUGACGUUUGUUGCAUGCCUUUAAUUUAUUCACUUUUUGUCUGUUUUUAUGUGCAUGAAGCACCAUUGCCUGUCUGUCUGUUUCUCCGCCCGCCCAUCUGUCUGUCCGAGUGUAUCAACUCCGCACCACAUGGACCAGUUUUGAGGAGAUGUGACAAACUUGUUCUUUCAAAGAAAGUUGUUCAAUUUUCCUUGGGAUAUCUUGAACGCAUCACGUUGCACAAAGUUUUAAAAUUUUAAAAUUUCCCUUUGAAAAGCAUUGGUGAGUUGGCAAAACUCACGGAAAAGCGUUCUGUUCGACUUCAGAAUGAGUCCCGUGUGUUAAUUUGACUUUCAGAGCGGUGACUUGAACUUUUAUAUUGUGUUGAUUUUCCUGCUCAUGUGCUCAAUACACAUUGAGUCAAACACCAGGUAGAGCGGGCACACACAAAUAGCACACAGAGUCUGCGCCGUUUCCAGGUGCUUUAAAUAAGUUAAAUAAUAGAACAGAAAAGAACAGUCAGUUGCAGACCUCCAGAGCUCCACUCCAUUGAGGAGGUUUUCACUUUAUGUUUUACGUGUCAUUGAUAACACUGGGUUACACUGUGGUUAAGAUUAGGGAUUAGGGGUUGUCUGACUCAAAUCAAGUAAACCAUAUGGCAAAAACCUGCAAUCCAAUUGGCUGUGCAGCAGAGCUACUGAAUCAUGGAGCUGUCUGUCUCCAACAGAAGACUAUAUAAAAGACUGAAUUGAUGAAAAAAUAUUAUCUGCCGUUUACUAUUGUAGAGAGCUGAUGUGAUCAACCUGCAGCUAAAUGGUGUUGGAACAAAUUAAUAAUACGGCAAUGCUUCUGCUGCCCUAAGCGAUUUAAAUAGAGGAGGAGUUUAAAAAUGGACAGUGGCAUCAGGAAGUGGUUUGGGGUGGGGGGAUUGUGGGCUUCAGUAGCUGAAUCCCCUGGUCUAUGUCUCCCAGGCCCCCACACUAUGAUAUACACAAACAAUUGUGGCAUGCCUUUCAUCUUCUUGCCCAUCGUGUACCGUUCAUAUUCCCAUUAUACAAUAAGUCGGUUCCUUUCCAAGUCCUAACUUACAUUAAUUUAACGGAUUACUUAAUUUUAACUAAUAUUAAUAGUUAGAGGGGGAACUUAUGUCCGUCCAUUUUCUCCUUUCAUGGAUUAAUAUUAACACAGAUUGUAUGCUAGUAUUGGUCAUUUUGUAUUAGAUAUUUUAGUAGCCCGCAUUGUCACCCUAGAGAUGGGCGGGGUCUGGACAGAUGAUUGACAGCAGGAUAUUCACAGGAGAGCUGAGCUCUGUGGAGCUUUCCGUUACACUUUACAAGGCCGGGAAGGCUGGAGAAGGUGGGUCGUGGUUCCCAGGUCAUUAUAAAGAACGGAAAGGGACACCACUGACGACGGUCAAGAACACUGUAGUUAAGUGACUUGUCAUUUUUUGAUAGGUUGUUUCUCACGGCCUUAAUAGUUAAGGGUGAUUCUGCUAGAAGACUACUGUGAAUCAUCUGUUGUAAAAUAAAUGCAAACUCUAUAACACA